CGCUGUUCCCAAUGGUAUGUGCCUGAUUCAACCUUCUGAUCCCCCUUGCCCAGUUUGCUUCUCGUCAUUGUCUGUGCCUCCCGAACGCAACCCUAACUACAGGUGCAAUACUUCCCUUCUUAUUGAUUAUUGCCAGAAUGAUGGUGAACACAAUUAUAUAUUGAUUGAUGUUGGGAAGACAUUUAGGGAACAAGUCCUUCGGUGGUUUACUUUACAUAAGAUACCUCGUGUGGAUUCGGAAUGCAUGCAUGCGCACACUGGAAUCAAUAAUUGCAUGAACUCACUUACUAGGAGAACU
Molecule: messenger RNA, 298 nt
Organism: Thlaspi arvense
Lineage: Eukaryota; Viridiplantae; Streptophyta; Magnoliopsida; Brassicales; Brassicaceae
Source: the annotation of a GenBank genome assembly